Octodon degus (degu) is the source of this 1440-nucleotide messenger RNA. It is a transcript of the gene Wdr5, whose product is annotated as WD repeat domain 5. The coding region runs from base 80 to 1084 and encodes 334 amino acids. Gene Ontology annotation, cellular component: Set1C/COMPASS complex. Gene Ontology annotation, molecular function: histone binding. The transcript has 13 exons. NCBI's taxonomy places the organism in Eukaryota, Metazoa, Chordata, Mammalia, Rodentia, Octodontidae. The record is from RefSeq and is a predicted model, not a curated record.
ACUCCAGGGUUUCAUCAGUAGACAGCACUCUCCAUUGUGAACCCAAUCCGUGGCUUCCUGUCCUGUGAGCUCCAGUGCCAUGGCCACGGAGGAGAAGAAGCCGGAGACAGAGGCCGUGAGGCCACAACCUACCCCCUCCUCCUCGGCCACACAGAGCAAGCCAACACCUGUUAAACCAAACUAUGCUCUCAAGUUUACCCUGGCAGGCCACACGAAAGCUGUGUCCUCCGUGAAGUUCAGCCCGAAUGGAGAGUGGCUGGCAAGCUCGUCUGCUGAUAAACUCAUUAAAAUUUGGGGUGCAUAUGAUGGGAAGUUUGAGAAGACCAUAUCGGGGCACAAGCUGGGCAUAUCAGACGUGGCAUGGUCUUCGGACUCUAACCUCCUUGUUUCUGCUUCGGAUGACAAAACCUUGAAGAUAUGGGAUGUGAGCUCUGGCAAGUGUCUGAAAACCCUGAAGGGCCACAGCAACUACGUCUUCUGCUGUAACUUCAACCCGCAGUCCAACCUCAUCGUCUCAGGGUCUUUUGAUGAGAGCGUGAGGAUCUGGGAUGUGAAGACGGGGAAGUGCCUCAAGACUCUGCCUGCUCACUCCGACCCGGUCUCGGCUGUUCACUUUAAUCGUGACGGGUCCUUGAUAGUUUCCAGCAGCUAUGACGGUCUCUGCCGCAUCUGGGACACUGCGUCCGGACAGUGCCUGAAGACACUCAUCGAUGAUGACAACCCUCCUGUGUCCUUUGUGAAGUUCUCUCCGAAUGGCAAAUACAUCCUGGCUGCCACGCUGGACAACACACUGAAGCUCUGGGACUACAGCAAGGGCAAGUGCCUGAAGACCUACACGGGUCACAAGAACGAGAAGUACUGCAUAUUUGCCAAUUUCUCCGUGACUGGGGGCAAGUGGAUCGUGUCUGGCUCUGAGGACAACCUGGUGUACAUCUGGAACCUGCAGACCAAGGAGAUCGUCCAGAAGCUGCAAGGCCACACAGAUGUGGUGAUCUCGACGGCUUGUCACCCCACGGAGAACAUCAUUGCCUCGGCCGCCUUAGAGAACGACAAAACCAUUAAACUGUGGAAGAGUGACUGCUAAUCCUCCUGGCUCAGAGACUGUUGGAAGUCGACAUUGGCAGGAAGUGGGGUGUGGCACAGGUGUGGGGCCCAGGCGGCCGCAGCACACGCCGCUCAGGACGGUGAGCUGAGGGGUGUGCACCCCAGGACGCUCCAGCACCUCGGGGACAUUUUUUGCUAGCUCUGUCCCGCCCAGGGAGGAGUUCCUAGUUCACUUGCUCAGAGGCAACAAAAGUUUUUAAUUUUUUAUUACAAGAGAGCGAAGUUCGAUUUAUCAUGGGUUGUUUUUUUCCAGGAAUUGUUGUGUACAUUUUUGAUAUUUCCUACCCAGUGGGAACGCACACUGUGGCCGGCUCAGUGGCCCGGUGUGGGUUUCCU